UCCUGCGCAAGCGGCACAAGCAGCAGAUGAGAUUCAACCGGAGCACAAAAGCGCGAAGUACGAGGAAACGGCAGCAGGAGCUCAGAUUCAUUCACUGCUGGCUUUUUUAACCGAACUAUCCAUGCUUCCCGCGGAGAAACCCACCGAAUCCGAACCCUGAUUGCACCAAACCGGUUGAAGUUUUUUUUAUUUUUAUUUAUUUAUUUAUUUUUUACUUGAGUGAGGAGUGAAAUCCUCCCCCGCUCCCAGCGGAGCGAUGAUGGCUCUCGUGGUUCACCUGAAGAAGGUGUCUCACCUUCGCGGGAAAGGUGACAGGAUCGCCAAAGUUACAUUCAGAGGUCUGCCCUUCUGCAGUCGUGUUGCAGAGAACUGUGGAGAUGUGGCUCACUUCAAUGAGACGUUUCGAUGGCCCAUUGCCAGCCGGCUGGAUGAAAACGAGAUGCUGGAGAUCCAAGUGUACAAUUACAGUAAAGUUUUCUCUAACAGACUGGUCGGGACUUUCUGCAUGGUGCUGCAGAAGGUGGCUGAAGAGGGACAUUUGGAACUAACGGACACGCUCAUCGAUGAGAACAACACGUCGAUAAAAACCAGCGUUACCAUAGAGAUCCGGUACCAGGCGACGGACGGCAGCGCGGGGACGUGGAUCGACGGCGAGUUCCUGGAGGUCCCCGAUGAUCGGGACGGGGUGUUCGCCUUCGAAACGGACAGCUUGCUGUCAGGACAGAGUCAUGGGUCCGGGACGUCCCACGGACGAUCUCUACACGGGUCCAUACCCACCUUCAGAAAAGCAGGAAAGGGAGUUUUUUCAGCCAUGAAGCUCGGCAAGAUCAAGAACUCUAAAGACGACCACAAGAGAGACGAGCCUGCAGUUCUGGACAUGGAGGACCUGGACAGGAAAGCAAUGCGGCUCGCUGGGACGCUGGAACCGGACACCAUUUCGUUGGCCUCAGUGACAGCUGUCACCACCAACGUUUCCAACAAGAGGUCAAAGCCUGAUAUAAAGAUGGAACCAGGUUCCGGAAGACCGGUGGAUUAUCAGAUCAGCAUCACGGUGGUUGAGGCCCGGCAGCUAAUAGGCCUCAACAUGGACCCCGUGGUGUGUGUGGAGGUUGGAGAUGACAAGAAAUACACGUCUAUGAAGGAGUCCACCAACUGUCCGUACUACAACGAGUAUUUUGUAUUCGACUUCCACGUCCCUCCAGACGUCCUGUUUGACAAGAUCAUUAAGCUUUCGGUAAUUCAUUCCAAAAACCUUUUGCGCAGCGGGACUUUAGUGGGGACCUUCAAGAUGGAUGUUGGGACUGUUUACUCCCAGCCUGGUAAUUUAGCAUUUCCAUCAUGGGAGGGAAAAAAAAAAAAGUUUGUCCGACCGACCUUGGGGACUAUAUUAAAUCAAUUUAUUUACUGUCAUCCAGAGCACCAGUUUUACCACAAGUGGGCCAUCCUCUCCGAUCCUGAUGACAUCACGGCGGGUUGCAAAGGAUACGUCAAAUGUGAUAUCGCUGUCGUUGGGAAGGGGGACAACAUUAAGACUCCUCACAAAGCCAAUGAGACGGACGAGGACGACAUAGAGGGAAAUCUUUUGCUCCCAGAAGGCAUUCCCGCUGAGAGGCAGUGGGCGCGGUUUUACGUCAAGAUCUACCGCGCCGAGGGGCUUCCCAAAAUGAACACCACCAUCAUGGCUAAUGUGAAGAAGGCCUUCAUAGGAGAGAACAGAGAUCUGGUGGACCCGUACGUUCAAGUGCAAUUCGCAGGACAGAAGGGAAAGACUUCCGUGCAGAAGAGCAGCUACGAACCCAUCUGGAACGAGCAGAUCGUCUUCACCGAGCUGUUCCCGCCUCUCUGCAAGCGGAUCAAGGUCCAGAUCAGAGACUCGGAUAAGGUCAACGACGUCGCUAUAGGAACCCACUUCAUCGAUCUGCGCAAAAUAUCAAACGAUGGCGACAAAGGCUUUUUGCCCACUCUGGGUCCAGCGUGGGUCAACAUGUACGGCUCCACCCGUCAGUACACGCUCAUGGACGAGCACCAGGACCUGAAUGAGGGAAUCGGAGAGGGGGUGUCCUUCAGGGCCCGCCUCCUGCUCUCCGUGGCUGUGGAGAUCCUGGACACCACGUCACCGGAGAUCAUCAGCUCCAGCGACGUUCAAGUGGAAGGAGUCUCCAACAUCUCAGAGAGUGCCACUGGAAAAAUGGAGGAGUUCUUCCUCUUUGGUUCCUUCCUGGAAGCCACCAUGGUCGACAGAAAAAUCGGAGACAAACCGAUCACUUUUGAAAUCACAAUCGGUAACUAUGGUAACCAGAUAGACGGCGUUAGUAAAUCCGCCGCCGCCAAGAAGAAAAAGAAAGACGGGGAGAGCGAAGACGAGGAAAACGAGCUGAUCCUGAACUCCAGCGAGGAUGAAGGAGAGGAGGACGGUGACCUCGUCUCAGUCUCCACCACUCCCCUCAUGAGGCCCGUCAUCACUGAUAGGUCAGAGGUCACUCCACAAGAUUUCAAUUUGUUGGAAAAAAAAAUUAAAAUGAGCAAACUUUUCAGGAACUACUUCCAUCUGCCGUACUUUGAGAAGAAACCAUGUGUCUACAUCAAGAGCUGGUGGCAAGACCAGAGGAGACGACUUUAUAACUCCAACAUCAUGGAUAAGAUUGCAGAUAAGCUGGAAGAGGGUCUGAAUGAUGUUCAGGAGAUCAUCAAGACGGAGAAAGCCUUUCCUGAGCGCAGACUUAGAGGAGUGCUGGAGGAGCUCAGCGUCGGCUGCAGCCGGUUUGUGGCUCUGGCCAACAAGGAUGUGAACCUGGCUGGAAGAACCAAACUGGACCGAGAACGACUCAAAUCCUGCAUGAGAGAGAUUGACAGCAUGGGCCAACAGGCCAAGCAGCUGCGCAGUCAGGUCAAGAAAAACACAGUCAAAGACCGGCUCAAACUGGCUCAGAGCUUCCUGCAGAGGCUCCGAUUUCUCGCCGACGAGCCUCAGCACAGCAUUCCAGACGUCUUCAUCUGGAUGAUGAGCAACAACAAACGCAUCGCUUACGCUCGAGUCCCAUCCAAAGACAUCCUGUACUCAACGGUGGACGAGGAAACCGGCAAAGACUGUGGAAAAGUGAAAGCUGCUUUCCUUAAGCUGCCGGGGAAGAAGAGCUUCGGUCCUGCCGGCUGGACCGUUCAGGCCAAACUGGAGUUGUAUCUUUGGCUGGGGGUCAACAGGCAGCGGAAGGACUUCCUGAGCGGUCUGCCCAACGGGUUUGAAGAGGUCAAGGCGGCUCAAGGAGGACCUGGUCUUCUCUCCCUCCCUCCUGUGAGCCUCGUCUACGAAAUGAAGCAGGUGUUUCAGCUGCGAGCGCACAUGUACCAGGCCCGCAGUCUGUUCGCCGCAGACAGCAGCGGCCUCUCGGACCCCUUCGCCCGCGUCUUCUUCUCCACGCACAGCCAGGUUACCGAGGUUCUGAGCGAGACGCUUUGCCCCACCUGGGACCAGCUGCUGGUGUUUGAUGAUGUGGAGCUGUUCGGGGAAGCCAGCGAGCUGAGAGACGAUCCUCCGAUCAUCGUGGUUGAAAUUUAUGAUCAGGAUACUGUGGGAAAGGCCGAAUUCAUCGGCCGAACGUUCGCUAAGCCGACGAUCAAGAUGUGCGACGAGCAUUACGGGCCUCCGAGGUUCCCGCCGCAGCUGGAGUACUUCCAGAUCUACAGAGGGAACUGCACCGCCGGCGAGCUGCUGGCGGCCUUCGAGCUGCUGCAGAUCCCCUUUGAUGCAGAAGAGAUCAGACGCGCUCUGAUCGCUGUCCAUGACUUUGCUGUUCCUAAAAUAAAGAUUGGUCAAGGAGGCAAAGCCGACCUUCCCCCCAUUGAAGGGUCAACAGACUCGGAGCGCGGACCCAUCCUCCCUGUCCCUCUGGGCAUCAGACCUGUUCUGAGUCGCUACCGCAUAGAGGUUUUGUUCUGGGGGUUAAGAGACCUGAAAAGGAUCAACUUGGCUCAGGUGGAUCGGCCCCGAGUGGACAUCGAGUGUGCAGGUCGAGGAGUUCAAUCUGUGCUCAUCCAGAACUACAAGAAGAAUCCAAACUUCAGCACUCUCGUCAAAUGGUUUGAAGUGGACCUUCCAGAAAACGAGCUUCUCCAUCCUCCUCUCAACAUCAGGGUGGUGGACUGUAGAGCGUUCGGGCGCUACAUCCUGGUGGGAUCUCACGCCGUCUCCAGCCUCAGACGCUUCAUCUACAGUCCGCCGGACAAAACCUCCAACAACUGGGCAUCUGCAGCUAAGCUAAUGAAUGGCUACAUGGUCCUAACCAAUGGCAGCUCCCAGCCCCGCCCCUUACCCAGCCUUUCUUCCCGCGCCUUUUCUCGUCCUGCAGGUGACGUCGUCGUCAAUUUGGACACGGAGCCUCAAAUCAGAAAGAUGGACACGGUGGUCAAAUUAGAUGCUAUGUCUGACGCUGUUGUGAAAGUUGACAUGACUGAAGAAGAAGCUGAUAAAGAGAAAAAGAAGAAGAAGAAGAAAAAGAAGGGAGGAAUGGAUGAAGAAGAGGAGACCGAUGAGAGAGUGCUGGACUGGUGGUCGAAAUAUUUCGCCUCAAUAGAGACCCUGAAGGAGACUCUCAGGACUCAGGAGGCAGCUCAUGCAGAGGCAGAGGAGAGAGAAGAAAUGGAGAUAGCUGCAGAAGUAACUGGCUCCAAGAUGAAGGAAAAGAGCAGAGAAAAGAAGAGCGCGAAGGACAAGAAGAAAGGUCAAACACUCGAAAGCUCAGAGAAAACACCGGUUAAAUCAAAAGUGGAUGAGCUGGUGGUGUUCAACAAGGAGCUGGAGAGCGAGUUUGGUAGCUUUGAAGAUUGGCUUCAUACCUUUAACUUGUACAGAGGAAAAGCUGGAGAUGAUGAUGAACACGCUCUGGAUGAUGACAGGAUCGUUGGCAGGUUCAAGGGAUCCUUGUGUAUGUAUAAGCUCCCUCUGUCUGAGGAGAUCACAAGAGAAGCAGGAUAUGAUCCAAACAUGGGGAUGUUCCAGAGCAUUCCUCACAAUGAUCCCAUUAAUGUCCUUGUUCGGAUCUAUGUGGUCAGGGCAACAGACCUCCACCCAGCGGAUAUUAACGGUAAGGCCGAUCCUUACAUCGUCAUCAAGUUGGGCAAAACAGAAGUCAAGGACAAAGAGAACUACAUCUCCAAGCAGCUAAACCCCGUUUUUGGCAAAUCAUUUGACAUUGAGGCUACAUUCCCGAUGGAGUCUAUGCUGACGGUGUCUGUGUACGACUGGGACCUGGUGGGAACCGAUGAUCUGAUCGGAGAAACUAAGAUCGACUUGGAGAACCGCUUCUACAGCAAAUUCAGAGCAACGUGUGGGAUUUCAUCCAGCUACUCUGUUCAUGGAUACAAUAUUUGGCGAGACCCCAUGAAACCCACCCAGAUCCUGACCAGACUCUGCAAAGAAGGCAAGAUCGACGGACCACAUUAUGGGCCUGGAGGGAAAGUCAAGGUGGCCAACCGAAUUUUUACGGGACCAACGGAAAUCGAGGAUGAAAACGGUCUGAAGAAGCAGACUGAGGAGCAUUUAGCCCUGACUGUGUUGAACCAUUGGGAGGAAAUCCCCAGAGUCGGCUGCAAGCUCGUACCUGAACACGUAGAGACCAGACCUCUGUUGAACCCUGACAAACCAGGAAUCGAACAGGGCCGCAUUGAGAUGUGGGUGGACAUGUUCCCCUCAGACAUGCCCGCUCCUGGACCUGCACUCGAUAUUUCACCACGGAAACCAAAGAGAUAUGAGCUCAGGGUGAUUAUUUGGAAUACAGAUGAAGUAAUUCUGGAGGACGAUGAUUACUUCACUGGGGAAAAGUCCAGUGACAUAUUUGUCAGGGGAUGGCUCAAAGGGCAGCAGGAAGACAAGCAGGACACUGACGUGCAUUACCACUCCCUGACUGGCGAGGGCAACUUUAACUGGCGCUUCGUCUUCCCCUUCGAAUACCUGGUGGCUGAAGAGAAGAUUGUCAUCUCCAAGAAAGAGUCCAUGUUCUCCUGGGACGAGACCGAGUACAAAAUCCCUCCUCGUCUAACGCUGCAGGUCUGGGAUGCAGAUCACUUCUCAGCGGAUGACUUCCUCGGUGCAAUUGAGUUGGACCUAAACCGGUUCCCGCGGGGCGCUAAGACAGCCAAACAGUGCUCUCUCGACAUGAUCCGAAAUGAACACGAGCUACCUACCAUUUCCAUCUUCAAGCAGAAGAGGGUGAAGGGAUGGUGGCCGUUUGUAGCUCGCGAUGAGAAUGAUGAGAUGGAGCUCACGGGUAAGGUUGAAGCUGAACUCCACUUAGUGACUGCCGAGGAAGCAGAGAAAAGUCCUGUGGGACUGGGUCGAAAUGAACCCGACCCACUGGAGAAACCAAAUCGUCCGGAUACAAGUCUUAUGUGGUUUCUGGGCCCUCUGAAGUCCAUUCGCUACUUCAUCUGGCACAACUACCGCUGGCUGAUCCUCAAGGCCCUGGGGCUGAUCCUUCUGCUGCUCAUGCUGGGCCUCUUCCUCUACUCAAUCCCUGGCUAUCUUGUCAAGAAGAUACUGGGGGCCUGAUGCGCUGUCGCCCAGACACCACCUUCCUGUGGUUCCUCAGCCCCCUGAAAGCCAUCCGCUACCUGGUGUGCAACCGCUACAAGUGGCUGAUCAUCAAGAUCGUGCUGGUCCUGCUGCUGCUCAUCAUGGUGGGCCUCUUCCUCU
Oryzias melastigma (Indian medaka) is the source of this 6688-nucleotide messenger RNA. It is a transcript of the gene otofa, whose product is annotated as otoferlin a. NCBI's taxonomy places the organism in Eukaryota, Metazoa, Chordata, Actinopteri, Beloniformes, Adrianichthyidae. The transcript has 46 exons. The coding region runs from base 257 to 6544 and encodes 2095 amino acids. Gene Ontology annotation, molecular function: AP-2 adaptor complex binding; calcium ion binding. Gene Ontology annotation, biological process: synaptic vesicle priming; plasma membrane organization. Gene Ontology annotation, cellular component: presynaptic active zone membrane; synaptic vesicle membrane. The record is from RefSeq and is a predicted model, not a curated record.